GUUUGAUCAAUUCUUUGGCUUGAUUUUUCGCCUUGCGGGCAAAAAGGCUUCUUAGUUGCAAAAUAACAACUUUUUUUUGUGUUUUUUGCAGGUUUACGGCUAUUGCUUCGUCACAACGUAAAUUAGUAAAUUAUCUAAAAUAUUGAUUGCAAUGGAUGCAGAUCUGUAUGAUGAAUUUGGGAAUUAUAUUGGCCCCCAACUUGAUACAGACUCGGAAGAAGAGGAAGACAACUAUGACAGGCAAGAACCAGAAGCAAUUGAAUAUAAUGAGGAAGAUGCUAUGGAUGAGGGACGUGAUGAAGAUGAGGCACCCCAAAUGCAGAUAGUGCUUCAUGAAGAUAAAAAAUAUUAUCCUUCCGCAGAAGAAGUGUAUGGCCCAGAUGUUGAGACUAUAGUUCAAGAAGAAGAUACUCAAGCAUUGACAGAACCUAUCAUUGCACCAGUUAAGCGAAAGAAAUUCGCAUAUGCAGAGCAGGAUCUUCCAAACACUAAAUACAAUUUAGAAUUUUUGGCUGAUUUAAUGGAUAAUACAGAUUUAAUACGGAAUGUUGCUUUGAUAGGCCAUCUUCAUCAUGGAAAGACAUCAUUUGUUGAUUGCUUGAUAGAGCAGACACAUCCUGAUAUGAAAGCUAGAGAAGGUUCAAAUCUGCGUUACACUGAUACACUGUAUACAGAACAAGAGCGUGGUGUGAGUAUUAAAGCUACUCCUGUGACAUUUGUGCUACCAGAUCUAAAGGGAAAAUCUUUUCUUAUGAAUGUUUUUGAUACGCCUGGUCAUGUAAAUUUUUCUGAUGAAGUAACUGCAGCAAUCAGGCUUUGCGAUGGGGUCAUUUUAUUUGUUGAUGCUGCUGAAGGAGUUAUGUUGAACACUGAGAGACUGCUGAAGCAUGCGGUACAGGAGAAGUUAGCAAUUUGUAUAUGUAUUAACAAAAUAGACAGACUUAUGCUAGAACUCAAGCUUCCACCUCAAGAUGCAUAUUAUAAGCUUCGACACAUCAUUGAAGAAAUAAAUGGUUUACUAAGUGUCUAUUCUGAUGAAAAAGAGAACAUCUCUGUAUCUCCUCUUCUUGGGAAUGUAUGUUUUGCAAGUUCUCAAUAUAGUUUGUGUUUUACAUUACGUUCAUUUGCUCACAUGUAUGCACAAACCUACGGCGGAAUCAGCGUUCCAGAUUUUGCCAAGCGUUUGUGGGGAGACAUCUACUUUAAUAGUAAAACGCGUAAAUUUACAAAGAAGCCUCCUCAUAGUUCAGUCCAGAGAAGUUUUGUGGAGUUCAUUUUAGAACCUUUGUAUAAAUUAUUUGCUCAGGUUGUUGGUGAUGUAGAUACCACUCUACCUCAACUGUUGGAUGAAUUAGCUAUAAAACUAACAAAAACUGAGAUGAAAUUGAAUGUUCGGCCUUUGCUACGCUUAAUUUGUUCGAAAUUUGUUGGAGAUUUUAAUGGUUUUGUUGAUAUGUGUGUACAUCAUGUACCAUCUCCAUCUGCAAAUGCAAAAUUAAAAAUUGGACACAUUUAUACUGGUCCACCUGGAAGUGAUUUAGCUGAUGCUAUGGCUGAAUGUGACCCUGAGGGUCCCUUAAUGGUUCACACAACCAAACAGUAUUCAACUCAAGAUGCAACUAGUUUUCAUGUGUUUGGUCGAGUUAUGAGUGGCACUUUGCAUGCUAAUCAAGAUGUUCGUAUUUUGGGUGAAACUUAUACUUCGACUGAUGAAGAAGAUUCUCGCAUUUUAACUGUUGGGCGCUUAUGGAUAUCUGAAGCCAGGUACAAGAUAGAAGUUAAUAGAGUUCCAGCAGGAAACUGGGUCCUGAUUGAAGGUAUAGAUCAACCUAUUGUGAAGACAGCUACUAUAGUUGACACAAAUGAAACUUCAGAAUUAUACAUUUUUCGACCUCUCAAAUUUAAUACAAAUUCUGUCAUCAAAAUUGCUGUGGAGCCUGUCAAUCCUUCUGAACUUCCUAAAAUGUUAGGUGGACUUAGAAAAGUUAAUAAAUCGUAUCCACUUUUAAGUACAAAGAUUGAGGAAUCUGGUGAGCACAUUAUUCUAGGAACAGGUGAAUUGUACUUAGACUGUGUAAUGCAUGAUUUAAGAAAGAUGUAUUCUGAAAUAGACAUAAAAGUGGCUGAUCCUGUAGUCUGCUUCUGUGAAACAGUAGUUGAAACUUCAUCUCUGAAAUGUUUCGCUGAAACUCCAAAUAAAAAGAAUAAAUUGACUAUGAUAGCAGAGCCGUUAGAAAAAGGUUUAGCAGAAGACAUUGAAAAUGAAGUUGUUCAGAUAAACUGGAACCGCAAAAGAUUGGGAGAGUUUUUUCAAAAUAAGUAUGAUUGGGAUUUACUGGCUGCUCGGUCUAUUUGGGCAUUUGGACCUGAUACCACAGGACCUAACAUUCUUGUUGAUGAUACUCUACCAUCUGAGGUUGAUAAAAGUUUGUUAAGUAUGGUAAAAGAUAGCAUUGUACAGGGUUUCCAGUGGGCAACUAGAGAAGGACCUUUAUGUGAAGAGCCUAUAAGGAAUGUCAAAUUUAAAAUCCUGGAUGCUGUAAUUGCUGGAGAACCUAUUCAUAGAGGAGGUGGUCAAAUCAUUCCAACUGCUAGAAGAGUAGCAUAUUCUGCUUUUCUUAUGGCCACACCUCGUCUUAUGGAGCCAUAUUAUUUUGUUGAAGUUCAAGCACCAGCAGAUUGUGUAUCUGCGGUGUACACUGUUCUGGCUAGGCGCAGGGGCCAUGUUACACAAGAUGCACCUGUCCCUGGCUCUCCUUUGUAUACAAUUAAGGCAUUUAUUCCUGCCAUAGACUCAUUUGGAUUUGAAACAGAUUUAAGAACACACACACAAGGACAAGCUUUCUGCUUAUCUGUGUUUCAUCACUGGCAGAUUGUACCAGGUGAUCCUCUAGACAAAGGCAUAGUUAUCCGACCUUUAGAACCUCAGCCAGCGGCACAUUUAGCUCGAGAAUUUAUGAUAAAGACACGGAGAAGAAAAGGUCUUAGUGAAGAUGUUAGUAUUAACAAAUUCUUCGAUGAUCCUAUGUUGUUGGAGCUGGCUCGUCAAGACGUCAUGUUAAACUAUCCAUUAUAAUAACAAUGCACUGAACUUUUCCAUUUUAUGUAAAUAAUAAUCAAAACAUCUUGUAUAAACAAUUUUAAUAAACAUUUCAAAUAAUUA
Molecule: messenger RNA, 3163 nt
Organism: Stegodyphus dumicola
Lineage: Eukaryota; Metazoa; Arthropoda; Arachnida; Araneae; Eresidae
Product: 116 kDa U5 small nuclear ribonucleoprotein component
Biological process (GO): mRNA splicing, via spliceosome
Cellular component (GO): cytosol; U4/U6 x U5 tri-snRNP complex; U2-type catalytic step 2 spliceosome
Molecular function (GO): U5 snRNA binding; GTPase activity; GTP binding
Source: RefSeq, a predicted model, not a curated record